AUGUAUCCGCCAAGCUCUACCAGCUACCACACUAUGCAACCUCCAAAUCGAGGUGCUCAAAUGCAGAUGCAACAGGGGCCUGGGCAAGCUCAACCGGGAAAGCCUGCUCCAAGCUACGAUGCAAAGACGAUGCCGCCUAAUGGAUAUAUGCCGUACCAGCCUCAUCAAGGACAAAUGGCGCCGCCACAACAAGGAAUGCCACCACCAUCGAUUAAUGGGACAAAUGGUCAUGUUGGUUAUCCUGGUCAACCAAACCAUAUGAAUCAACCUCAGUUUGCCGUCCCUGAAAAUUAUCAACGAAUGAUGCCGCCACCGCAACACCCGAUGAUGCAUCACGCACCACAAGGACAGCAUCAACCGCCUCAUCCGCAGUCACAUAAUCAGUCGCUCAUGCAUCAUGCUAUGGCAAAUGCGAGCCAAGCGCGAAUGAUGGGCAGUGGAAUGCCUAGUCCGAUGGCACCUCAUCCGCAUCCACAUCAACAAGGACAGCUUCAACAAGGUCAACAUCCGCCAGUUCAACAUCCUCCAGGACAGCAUCCACCGGGUCAACAUCCAGCACUUCAACAUGCGCCUCCGCAACAUCCUCAUAUGAGACCUCCGUCAAGCAAUCAGAUGCCGAUGAAUAAUGCAGCACCUGCGCCACCAGGAAGCAUGCCACCACCAACUAUGCCACCACCAAAUUCUCAUGUAGCUGCUUCUUUUGCUAAAAAUCAGCAACAAAUGCAUCAACAGCAUCCAGGAAUGCAUCAAGGAAUGGCAUCGCCAUCUAUGAAUAUGCAACAGCAAUAUCAUGCUCAACAGGCUCGCCAGCAUCAUGCCCAACAACAAGCGCGACAGCAGCAGCAGGCUCAACAACAGGCUCAUCAGCAGGCGCAACAGCAAGCGCAACAACAAGCUCAGCAACAGGCGCAACAAAAAGCACAGCAACAAGCGCAGCAACAAGCUCAGCAACAGGCGCAGCAACAAGCUCAACAACAGGCUCAACAACAGGCUCAACAACAGGCUCAACAACAGGCUCAACAACAGGCUCAACAGCAGGCUCAACAACAGGCUCAACAACAGGCUCAACAACAGGCUCAACAACAGGCUCAACAACAGGCCCAGCAACAAGCUCAACAGCAGGCCCAGCAGCAAGCUCAACAGCAGGCUCAGCAACAAGCCCAGCAACAAGCCCAGCAACAGGCGCAGCAACAAGCUCAGCAACAAGCUCAGCAGCAUACUCAGCAGCAAGCGCAGCAACAAGCUCAGCACCAUGCUCAGCAGCAAGCUCAGCAACAUGCUCAGCAACAAGCUCAGCAACAUGCACAACAUCAGGCGCAGCAACAUCAUGCUCAACAAAUGGCGCUUCAUCAAACUCAGCAACAAGCACAUCAUCAUUUCCAAACUCAACAGCAAGCGCAUCAGCAUGCCAAUAACAUGGCAAUGCAAUCCGCUUAUCAAUUGGCAAUUCAACAGGCUGAACAUCAAGCACUUCUUUAUUUAAAGUAUCAAGAGAUUCAAAACCAGCAGCAUGAAGCCGCAGCGCAAACUUCGCCCAGAUAUGCCAGCAUUGGUUCAAAUGCGCCAUGCUAUGAUACACAUUACAGCGUUGUUACACACUAUGACAUGCCACCAGCCAUGCAAGAUCAACGCGAAGCAUUCAAGAAGAUUAAUCCCUUGGUUGAGCGCUAUUAUAUGCGUGUCAAACAAAAACUCCGAAUUGCUUAUCCUUCGGGAACCAAAUCUGCUCGUAAAGAUGAGCCACCUACAUUUGGGUACCUUCCAAGUUGCCCAUUUUUUCAUGAAGAAUACGAGAGGGUUCCUUACCCAAAUCCGAUGAAUCGUGGGCCGCCAACAUACUUGAAUCGGUCUCAGUCAAUGCAAACUCAUAUCGCUUCAACGUCCGUUAACAGAUCACCAUCCGGCAAGCCUCCAGCAAAAAAAGCUAGAAGUUCAUCUGUAGCUAACGAUGACAAUUCAUUCCAAAUGCCUUCGACAUCAAUGAUGCCACCACGACAAUAUGGCGAAGGCCCAUCAAACAUGGAUUUCAGCAUUCCUCCACGCCCUCAGCUACUCCCACCACCAACCUCGCAGCCAAUGCCACCACCCCAGCAGCCAAUGGUUAACAUGCCAAAUGGAUACAUGCCUCCACCACAAUUGAGCGCUGAGAUGCGCGCACCAAAUUACAGUCAAAAUGGAAUGCCGAUGAUGCCGCCACCACAGCAGCAAGGACGCAUGAGUGAUCCAGCUCUUGGACACAAUGAAUUUCGCAUGCGCGCUCCUGAUGUUAUGUGCGCUGGGUGCCAAAGAGUUAUUGUGCCAGGAACUCCUUCUCUUGGAUGUAUGUACAAUGAGUGCAAGAAUGUGUAUCACAAGGCGUGCACUGGACUUGUAGAAUCAGCUUACCAGAAAUUGGAGCAAGAGAACCCUGUCGCCCGAUGGGUCUGCCCAAACUGCACCCCAUCGGUGAACCGCCGUGACAACUUCAACGCUUAA
Caenorhabditis bovis is the source of this 2475-nucleotide messenger RNA. Lineage: Eukaryota; Metazoa; Nematoda; Chromadorea; Rhabditida; Rhabditidae. The record is from the annotation of a GenBank genome assembly.